Molecule: messenger RNA, 477 nt
Organism: Prunus armeniaca (apricot)
Lineage: Eukaryota; Viridiplantae; Streptophyta; Magnoliopsida; Rosales; Rosaceae
Source: the annotation of a GenBank genome assembly
AUGAAAAAUGACAGGACCCGCUCCCAAGAACCAGACUGGGGCAAGCUUCGGCCAGGACCGUUCACCGAAUGCAUAAAGCGCUCACGGCAGGAUAUGGAUAUACAACCACUUCGCAUACCGUUCUACACUAGAGUGGAAGACCCCUUGACGCACCUUUACUCCUUCCAAUCGGCAGUCGGAUGCAAGGGUCUCAACGACGAGGGGCAAUGCCUGCUGUUCCCGUCCUCCCUUACCGAAGUCGCAUUGAAUUGGUUCUACCGUUUGGAGCCUGGAACGACGGACCAUCUAUACUCUGCCGAUGAUUUGUACACGAUUCGGCAAAAGGAAGAUGAGCCCCUACUGGAAUACGCUACACGCUUCAGUCACAAAUACUCGAGGUGUCCAGAAACGGACGACAUGGCAGCCUACGGAGCCUUCGGUCCUCACACUUUCAGUACCUCGUGCACAGUAGCAACUGGCGUACAUAUGACGAGCUGA